Messenger RNA from Alligator mississippiensis (American alligator), 3808 nucleotides. RefSeq names its product golgin subfamily A member 6-like protein 24. The transcript is spliced from 2 exons. Lineage: Eukaryota; Metazoa; Chordata; Crocodylia; Alligatoridae. The coding region runs from base 1216 to 3087 and encodes 623 amino acids. The record is from RefSeq and is a predicted model, not a curated record.
CGCAGCUCGCUCACCACUGCGCGAGCAACUGGCAGCGAGGAGCGCAGCCAGUGGGUCACGGGUGCAACCCGUAGGUUGCGACAGGGACCCCAGAGAGUGUGGGGUGCCCUAGCGCCAAGAGGGUGCAUUAUCUGUAUAGCGCCAGGGAAGGCGCAGCUCGCACGCCACUGCGCGAGCAGCUGGUGGCGAGAAGCGCAGCCAGUGGGUCGCGGGCGCAACCCGUAGGUUGCGGACGGGGACCUAGACCCCGGAUUGCGUGUGGGGGGAACAUAGACCCCGGCCCCAGGAAAGGGGCGGUAUUACUGAGUAGCCCAGUGUGGGCACGGUGAGCCCCAGAGAGGGGGGACCACCCUUGUACAGUAUUGAGUAGCCCAGUGUGGGCGCGGAGAGCCCCAGAGAGGGGGAACGCCAUUGUGUAUUAUUGAGUAGCCCAGUGUGGGCGCGGCGAGCCCCAGAGAGGGGGAACGCCAUUGUGUUUGUUGAGUAGCCCAGUGUGGGCGCAUGGGCAUAGCGAGCCCGGCCGCAGGCUAGUGCGGCAAUCCCCCUCAGACCAAGGCAGGGCACUGCGGUUGCCCCUGAGAAGACAGGGAGUAGCAGCGCGGUGAGCCAGAGUCAGCGAGGGUAUCCGUGCGGUUGGCCAGGGAAGGGCCGGGGCCCGCUAGGACUGUACCAUCAGGGGAGGCCCAGCGGGAGGCUGGGCACGAGAGAGACAGACUGGACAACGUCCAUUACAUCUGCGAGGCUUGGGGCAUGGUAUCAGGGGAGGUAGGAGCCACGCAUAGCCCAUAAGGCUGGGGCGCUUGGGUAGCACCAUUGAACGGGGAGACCCACGAGGGGUCCAGGAGCUGACAGGCCCGAGGAAACACAAGGCAGCCUUCCUAUUACAUAGUUGAUCAAGACGUGGCGGGCGAGAAUGGUGGGUGCCCUCGGGCCGAAGUAGCGCGGUGAGAGGGCCUCAAGGAGAUCACGGCCCUCUGUGAGUACCCCGCCGUGACACUGGUGCAUUGGCCGGGAACCGGCCGUGCACGGGGAAAGAACCCGUGUCCCUGUGAAGGGAAAACGAAUCUUAGGGCUAUUUUACAGAUAGACAAGGCAGCGAGAUUGAGGGGCUUGAGAAGGAAAGCCCAGAUCGAAGGAGAGACUGCUUGUCGAGAGUUAUAAUAGGGAAGACGUUGAGUCAGGUCUGGAGAAAGAAGAAAAAAAAAAAGAUUAACCAUGGCAGGAAUAGUAGCUCUAGAAGACAAGUGGCAAGAAGCCUUCACCUGGCAGUUGCACGUGGAUGAGGCAGAGGAAAAGGCUGCCCAUCUAGAGCUGGAUUUAGAGAUAGUGAGAGCACAGAAGGAACAAGCUGAGGCAAAGCUGGCCGCUUUAGAGUUGCGGGUGCAACCCAGGAAAAAAGAAGGCUCCAAAGAAAUUAGGCGCCUAUUGGCAGCAGAGGCGGAGAAGACCCGAGCAAUAGAACGGCUCGUGGCAGAGGAGACUAAGAGAGGUAGGCAGCGGGAGGAAAAACUCCGCGAAAUGCAGAAACGGUUAGCAGCAUGGGAGAAGAAGUCCCCAGAGCCUGAUAUAGGCCAGACGGGGGAACAAAAAGAAGCGAGGCAACGGCUAGAGGUAUCCAAGAACCUCAUAGCAGCCCUCCAGGAAGAAAUCCGUGACCAAGCGGAGCAGAUAGAGACCAUGCAUGAGAAUGAGGAAAUCUGGUGGGAGAGAUCUGAACAGGCUGAACGCUUGGUUGUGGAGCUUAGAGAAAAGCUUACAGAGAAUCAUACCCAGGCAGAAGAAACCAGGAAAGCAAUAACAAAAGAAAUGGAGAAAGUGAAAGAGUAUAUGUCUAGUUAUGAGGCUUUAGAAGCACAGAAGCAGUCCCUUGAGGCCAGGAUGAAAGCUAAAAUAGAGGAGCAUAUAAAGCUGCAGGCCCAGUGUCAAAGGGGAGUGAAAGAGUUAGAGACCAAGAUGAGAGAGGCUGAAGAGUUGCGGGCCCAGUUGAAAAAAGGGGCAGUGGAAAAGGACCUUUGUGAAGAACAGGUACAGCACCUUAAAGCUCUUCUAGAAGAGAGGUCGGGUAAAGAGGCAGCAAUCGACACUGAGAGGGAGCAGCUACGACAGCAGAUGCAAACCUCGAAACAACAGGUACAGGCCUUAGAGGAAGAGAUUAAAAGGUUCCAGGAAGAGAGACAGUCCCUGAAGGCCCUACUAAGAGAAAGUACAGCCAGAGAGGCAAUGUUGCAGCAAGAGAAUGAGCAGCAACUAGGGCUGGUUGUCCAGGCACAGAAGGAAAGGCUAACUGGAAUAAGUAGACAGUUGGAAGAACACCUGAUUAGGGCUAAAGGCGAAUGCGAGGGGCACUUGCAAGAGUUUAAAGGCUUGCAAGAAGCCUUAACAAGAGUAGAAAGGGCGAUUGAGAUUGCUCUGGUCCUUCAGAAGCAGGGGCUGUGUAAUCAAGAGCAGACCGAGGAAAUGAGCACAGAAAACCCUAAAGAGGGGAGGGAACCAGAACAGCUGGGAAAGAAUGUAAAGAUGGAAGUAUUCCUGGAGGCAGACCCCACGGGAAGGAGAGAAGGCAUCAUCUCCAUAGUUAUGGAGUGUCUAAACCAGACAUGGGGCCAAUGGACAAAGCAGUAUGCUGAGGAUAUGAAGAAUCUGAAGGAAAGAUUAGAUGGGAUGGCCGGCAGGCAUGACCCUGGAGUAUUAGCAGUGCCAAAGAAGCAUCAACAGAUGGAGGUUGACAAGGGAAAGACGGUAACUGGACAAGAGAGGGACUGGAUCUGUGGAAAAAAGGAAAAAGGUGACCCCGAUAACUUUGCUCAUACUCAGAAGGGGGGACACAUGAACCAGAAAGAUCAGAGAUCUGAGAUGGCCCACCCUCAGACAUAUACCAAGCAGGAGGCAUCGUCCAAAAGAGAAGAAGUAAUAGAACCUCUAAGGACAAGAGAGGCACAAAGGCCUGGGAUGGACCGGAGGGGCCGAAACCCCGAGGGACUUAAAGGGGGAGGAGAGAAAGGUCUCAAGCUCCACCCUAAGAUGGAGCUAUCUAGCCCUGCACAGCAAACAGGGACCAAAAUGGAACUGAACGGCAGGUCGAGGUAAAAGGGCCGAAGGUCCACCAACAGCCCAGGUGAUCCAAUCAGGGGAAGAGCCAAGGGGUGGAAGAAGGCUCUGUGUCUAUGUUAAUAACCUCCCAGGGCUAACCCAGUGGUGGAUGUUGAGAAAGGCUACGCCGCCGAUUCUAGCUUCCACAAGCUAUGUGAAAAUCUAUAAAGGGCCUAGAGGAAGACCCACCAGACGGGGGAAAAUAGAGUUUUGGGAAGAGAAGGAUGCACAGAAAGCAUUGAAGAGACAAUGGGAGCUCUGGGGAAUACUCGUAGAUAGGCAAGAAACCUCAGGAAGGAGGGAGUGUUACAAGGGACGUGCAGAAGGAGACCUGGGAUCUAGAUGGAAGAAGAGGGGCAGGGUACCCCAAACAGUGGGAAGCAGCUCUCCCAGGAGGGAGGAGGCGGUGAAGAAAGAAAAGAGGGAAGCCUAAUUUGCACCCCACCAGGGAUGGCUAACGUGGGGGGACUACUUUUGGCAGGGUAACUCCCACGAAAUCCUACGUGAUGCGCCCCUGGGUAAAAGGCGAGGAGGAGGCGCCUUAAAACCUCCGCCACUUAUAAGAGAGACGCCGGGUGCUGGAAGAAAGGCUGAGAAGACCCGCCGAAUCCGACCAAAUUCGAUGAAAAGGAAGAUUUACCUCGAGCAUAAAACAAGGCUGCAAAAAGCUCUUGAAAAGACACAUGAAUGAAGCUGUAGAGACAUUCGCACUUGGUGG